This is a messenger RNA of Talpa occidentalis (Iberian mole), 1069 nucleotides long. RefSeq names its product olfactory receptor 4C46-like. The coding region runs from base 13 to 942 and encodes 309 amino acids. Gene Ontology annotation, biological process: G protein-coupled receptor signaling pathway. The transcript has a single exon. Gene Ontology annotation, molecular function: olfactory receptor activity; G protein-coupled receptor activity. Gene Ontology annotation, cellular component: membrane. NCBI's taxonomy places the organism in Eukaryota, Metazoa, Chordata, Mammalia, Eulipotyphla, Talpidae. The record is from RefSeq and is a predicted model, not a curated record.
AUUCAAAUAUAUAUGGAGACUAGAAACAAUGUCACAGAAUUUGUUCUACUUGGGCUCUCAGAGGAUCCAAAGAUGCAGAAAAUUGUAUUUGUUGUGUUUUUCCUCAUCUACAUCACCUCUGUGGUAGGAAAUUUGCUCAUUGUGGUCACCAUCAUUGCCAGCUCAUUGUCAGCAUCCCCCAUGUAUUUUUUCCUGGCCUAUCUCUCCUUUAUUGAUGCCUGCUAUACUUCUGUCAGUACUCCUAAACUUAUUAUAGAUUCACUCUUUGAAAACAAGACAAUCCCGUUCAACGGAUGCCUGACCCAAGUCUUUGCGGAUCAUUUCUUAGGCGGCUCUGAGGUCAUCCUGCUCACUGUGAUGGCCUACGACCGCUAUGUGGCCAUCUGCAAGCCCUUACACUAUGCAACCAUCAUGAAACAACAGGUGUGUGACGUGCUAAUGGGAGUAGUGUGGGUGGGAGGCUUUCUUCAUGGAGCCAUACAGAUCCUCUUCAUCUUCCGUCUGCCCUUCUGUGGCCCCAAUGUCAUAGAUCACUUUAUGUGUGAUCUGAAUCCUUUGCUCAAUCUGGCCUGCACGGAUACCCAUGCCCUAGGACUCUUUGUUGCUGCCAACAGUGGGUUCAUCUGUCUGUUGAACUUUCUCCUCUUGAUAGUCUCCUAUGUCGUUAUUUUGCACUCCCUAAAAAGCCAGAGUGCAGAGGCAAGGCAGAAAGCCCUCUCCACCUGUGUCUCCCACAUCACAGUAGUCAUCAUGUUCUUUGUGCCCUGCAUAAUUGUGUACCUGAGACCGGCAGUGGCAUUACCCAUUGAUAAAGCAGUUGCUGUGUUCUACUCUAUGAUAACUCCCAUGUUAAAUCCCUUAAUCUAUACCUUGCGAAAUGCCCAGAUGAAAAAUGCCAUUAGAAAAUUGUGUAGUAGGAAAACAUUUCCAGAUGACAAAUAAAUGUGCCUGGAGAUUGAAGUUGAUUCAACUGAGGAAGGGAUUAGAGGACAUUCUGGAUGACCUCAUCAAAAAUUUGUAGGGGAGGAGAUAUAUAUAUACACACACACAUAUACUCCAGUGUUUGCUA